This is a messenger RNA of Pedinophyceae sp. YPF-701, 972 nucleotides long. The record is from the annotation of a GenBank genome assembly. NCBI's taxonomy places the organism in Eukaryota, Viridiplantae, Chlorophyta, Pedinophyceae.
AUGCGGGCCGAGGCCAAGUCUGGCGAGCGCAAAAAAGGGACGCCAUGGAAGGAGGAGGAGCACCGGCUUUUCCUGCUGGGGCUGGCCAAGCUGGGCAAGGGUGACUGGCGGGGCAUCUCCCGCCACUACGUAACUAGCCGCACCCCUACUCAGGUGGCCUCGCACGCGCAGAAGUACUUCAUCCGCCUCCAGUCCUCCAAGAAGAAGAAGCGCGCCUCGCUCUUCGACAUCACCGCCGCGGACGACCCGCGACUCCAGCAGCCCGGCGCCGCGACGCUCCCCCCCGCCCCAGCGCCCCCGCGCAGCAGCGCACGCGCCCCGGCGCCCGCCCCGGCGCCCGCGAGCCCGGAGGACCUGCGCAACGCGAGCGAGCCGACGUUCCCCGGGGCCUCGCCCACGACGUACGUCGUGCAGCACCCGGGCGGGCGCGUCGCGGUGCUGGCCCCGCCGCCGGCAGGCCUGCACCCGACGUCGCUGCCGAUGGGCCAGGCGCCCGCGUACGUCGUGAACCCGCCGGGCACGUACGGCCUGAUGUACUACCAGCUCUGCGCCGCGCCGCCGCCGCCGGCGCAGGCGCAGGACGGCGCGGAGCGCGAGGAUGCUACGUCGCGCCUGUACCGCCCCACCGCGGGGCUGCCGCGGCCGCCGAGCACCGGGUUCGAGAUGGACGGGCCCGAGGCCAAGGCGUGCAUGUCCGGCACGGGGCUGCCGCUCACGUGCCGCCUCCUCGGCCUCGCGUGGGUCGCCAGCGAGGAGCUGAGCAAGUCGGAUGGCCUGGGCAUGGACAGCGGCUCCGGCGCGCAAGGCGCGAAGAAGGAUGCCGAGGACAGCCUGGGCGCGAGCACGCAGCAGGCCUCGGAGGGCGGCGCUGGCGGCACGGCGCGCGCCUGCCAGUCGCACGACGCGGCGCUGAUCCAGCAGAUCGACGCGCGCAUGCACGGGCCUACUUCUGCAGAGCCCGCCGUCGCAUAG